This is a messenger RNA of Mucor mucedo, 1026 nucleotides long. Its product is annotated as nucleotide-diphospho-sugar transferase. NCBI's taxonomy places the organism in Eukaryota, Fungi, Mucoromycota, Mucoromycetes, Mucorales, Mucoraceae. Gene Ontology annotation, cellular component: membrane; Golgi apparatus. The record is from RefSeq and is a predicted model, not a curated record. The transcript has 3 exons. Gene Ontology annotation, biological process: protein N-linked glycosylation; cell wall mannoprotein biosynthetic process. The coding region runs from base 1 to 1026 and encodes 341 amino acids. Gene Ontology annotation, molecular function: alpha-1,2-mannosyltransferase activity.
AUGCCAGCAUUAUUGAAAGUUGCAAGGAAACCGAUACUAAUCGUUGUGUUCCUUGUGGCAUUCAUGUUCAUGUACCAUAUUGCUAGUAUUCCCAAAGUGAGCAACAAGAUGCAAUCAGUUGCUUAUUAUACCGGUUAUGAUGAAAGAGCUUGUCUUCCUCAAGAGUUCCUUCAAAAGAAUCCACCUUCCAAAAAGGCAAAGGCAGCCAUGGUCAUUCUUGUUCGAAACAAAGAACGAGAAGCGAUUGCAGAAACACUUGUUAAUUUUGAAGAUAAAUUUAACAAGAAUUUCGAUUACCCUUAUGUAUUUUUAAAUGAGGAACCUUUCACAGAGGAGUUCAAGACAGCGAUGAAGGCAGCAGCACCAAAGGCAACAAUGAAGUUUGGUUUGGUUCCCAAGAGCCAAUGGAGUUACCCUCCUUGGAUUGAUCAGUCUUUGGCACAAGAAUCUAGAAGAAAGAUGGAUGAAAGUGGAAAAUAUAACAAGCAAUACGGAUUCGUUGUUACUUUAUUAGAACUCCGAGAGACAAUCCCCAGUCUCUGGAAAUAUGUGGAGGAUUAUGCAAAGUCAAGACGUAUUGAUAUUUCUAGUGAAAGUAGCCAACUUUUAUUCCCUUACUUUAGAGAUAAAAGGACGGGAGAUUUUAAUCUGUGUCAUUUCUGGUCUAAUUUCGAAAUUGCAUCAUUGAAUUUAUGGAGAAGUCCUCAAUACCGUGAUUUCUUCAACUAUUUGGAUCAAACAGGCAAUUUCUUUUAUGAACGAUGGGGUGAUGCACCAGUUCACUCUUUGGCAGCAGGAUUAUUUUUGACAACAGACCAGAUCCAUUACUUUGAAGAUAUCGGAUAUCAACAUGAUCUUUAUAGACAUUGUCCUAGCAAAGCUAGUAAUUUAAGCUGUCGCUGUGAUUGUCCUGUGGGCACAAAUGAUAAGAGUAUUGACCACGACAAACACUAUGAUACUUGUCUUCCUCAAUGGUUAAAACAUGUCAAAAAUGUCGAAAAAAAAAAAGUUAGUUGGUGGUUAUAG